Molecule: messenger RNA, 1777 nt
Organism: Nicotiana tabacum (common tobacco)
Lineage: Eukaryota; Viridiplantae; Streptophyta; Magnoliopsida; Solanales; Solanaceae
Product: F-box protein PP2-A12-like
Molecular function (GO): protein binding
Source: RefSeq, a predicted model, not a curated record
UCUAAACUGUCUUCUUACCACACUCUCUUUCUUUUUAUACGUACAUUUCUUUCCUUUGCAAUAACAAUACAGUACCAAAAUCAAGUGCCUCACAAAAUGGGUUCAUCUUUAUCUUUCCUUUUAAUGCCACGUGUAUCCACCACCACCUCGCCGCCGGCGAAUCCCGGUCUCGGAGACUUGCCGGAGAGUUGUGUUGCGUCAGUUAUGGUUUAUUUAGACCCACAAGAGAUCUGUAAAAUUUCAAUGCUAAAUCGUGCUUUUAGGGACGCUUCUUCUGCUGAUUUUGUAUGGGAAUCUAAAUUGCCUUUGAAUUAUGGCUCUCUUAUUGAUAGAGUCUUUGCUGCUGAUGAUAAUUUUCCUACCAAUUUGUGUAAAAGGGAUAUUUAUGCUAGGCUUUGUCGACCCAAUUAUUUUGAUGGCGGCACAAAGAAGGUUUGGUUAGAUAAGGGAACAGGACGAGUUUGUCUAUCGAUAUCUGCAAAUGGAUUGGCGAUAACGGGCAUUGAUGAUAGGAGAUAUUGGAGUCGUAUUGAAACAGAUGAAUCUAGAUUCCAGUCCGUUGCAUAUCUCCAACAGAUUUGGUGGUUUGAAGUCGAUGGAGAGGUUGAUUUCCCAUUCCCAGUAGGGUCCUAUAGCAUUUUCUAUAGGCUGCAAGUUGGACGUGCCUCUCGGAGAUUUGGAAAGCGAAUUUGCAACUCCGAGCAUGUCCACGGAUGGGAUAAAAAACCAGUACAAUUCCAGCUUUCAACAUCAGACAACCAGCAAGCCACUACCCAGUGUUACUUGAAAGAAGCUGGAAAAUGGAAAUACCACCAUGUAGGAGACUUUGUUGUCACAGGAUCUACAGAAACCAUGAAAGUUAAGUUCUCCAUGACACAAAUAGACUGCACACACACCAAAGGUGGACUUUGUGUAGAUUCUGUGCUAAUAUGUCCGAGCGAGUUUACAGAGAGGUUAAAGCGUUUUUAGUGUGCUGCUAACCUUCUCAUUAGGAAAGAGUUUGUAAAAGAGUUAGAGGUAGCAGUAUCCAUGGUUCUGGAGAAGUUACUCUUAGCAGCGACGGUGAUCUAUGUUAGAUCGAGUAAAUCUGUGUAUACGUGUAUGGCGGGGUCUUUUAUUCCCAACUACUCGUAUUUAGGUAUGCGUAGUUCUUAGUGUAUGUUAAAUCGGACUACUUUUUGAUGUGCACUUUGAUCCUAGCAAGUGAAUUGAAUCUAGGAGUGCAUAUAUUCUCCUUUUGAGUUUGAUUUAAACGUUAUAUUGCUUUAUCAACUUUCAAUGAGAAAGCUUCCUCAAAUUGUGUUUCUUAGAGUUCUUGGUGUUGAAGAGUAGAGCUUUUCUUCCAACAACUAAUUCUUUGACUUAUAUAUGGGGUUUUUACUUUUCUAUACUAUAAUAGAAACCUAUUUACCAUCUUUAUUUAAGUUAUACAUAUGUUUUGAUCGCUGUAAGCAGUCACUAGUUUAAGCUAUUGGAGUCAAUUCGGUUCAUUCAGAAGCCCCUGCUGCGUAGCCCAACUUCUAAGCUUCAGCAUGCUUAUUACAUGGGAGAUUGACAGGAAUGCAGGCUUAUUACUUGGGAGAUUGACAAGAAUGGCCCCUUGGGGCUGAUCUUAGCCGAGCGUCCUUAAAAUUGGUGGUAUUUGAGAAAUGGCCCCACGCCCGUGCACUGCUCUUCAAGGGUUUUUCUACUGGAUUAAAUUUUCAUUGAAGUCUACAUGAUUGUCAUACUUUUUGCUCUUCGGGAUUUCUCUAUCGGAUUGCUAGAGUUGAUGUUA